AUUAUGAUGAAAAGAGCUGACGCCACUCACUUGCUGGGUGUGAAGAGGAAACUUGAGGACAGCAGCUCAGAUGAAGACUCCAAAUUGUCCAGACAAGACUCCAGCCAGAAUGAAUCUCUGAGCGACCAAGAAGAACCCCGAGCCGGAUUCUCCAUGCCGUCCGUUUUAGUCCACGGCAGGGACACGGACUCUUCCCCGAAGGGCUCCAAGUUCUCCAUGUAUAACAGCGUCUCACAAAAACACACGGCAAAAAUGGGCUUCCGCGAGGGGGACGGUCUCGGCAAAUUUGGCCAGGGUCGCAGGGAGAUUGUGGAGGCGUCCACUCAGCGGGGGAGGCGGGGUCUCGGUUUAACUCUACAGGGAUUUCAAGGGGAGCUCAAUGUUGACUGGCGUGAUGAACCUGAGCCCAGCGCCACAGAGAAAGUAGACUGGUUCCCAGAAUGCACCACAGAAAUUCCUGACGCGGAGGAACUGCGGGACUGGAUGACAGUAGGGCCAAGAAAAAUGAAGAUCGAAGAUGAAACUGAGUUCUGCACCGAAGACCUUUUGCACACUCUUCUCAGGUGCAAGACGGUGUUCGACAACCUGGAACGCGAGGAGAUGAGGCGAGCGCGUACUCGUUCCAACCCUUACGAGACCAUCCGAGGAGGGAUCUUCCUCAACAGAGCAGCUAUGAAAAUGGCCAACAUGGACUACUGCUUCGACCACAUGUUUACUGACCCAAAAGCUCCAGAUGGGAAACCGUUAACCCACGACAACACCAGCGAGCUUCUAUACUUCGGCGACGUGUGCGCGGGGCCCGGCGGCUUCUCAGAGUACAUCCUGUGGAAGAGACGCUGGCACGCCAAAGGCUUCGGCAUGACGCUGAAGGGGCCGUGUGACUUUAAACUGGAAGACUUUUACGCCGCGCCUAGCGAGCUGUUUGAGCCUUACUACGGUGAAGGAGGCAUAGACGGCGACGGUGACAUUUCCCAGCCGGAAAACGUGACAGCCUUCCGGAACUUUAUAUUACACAGCACUGAGGGGAGGGGGUUACACUUCCUCAUGGCGGAUGGGGGAUUUUCCGUAGAAGGUCAGGAAAACCUUCAGGAGAUUGUGACCAAACAGCUGCUGCUCUGCCAGUUCCUUACUGCUCUAUCAACAAUCAGGACAGGUGGCCAUUUUGUGUGUAAAACCUUCGAUCUCUUCACACCUUUCAGCGUGGGUUUAGUUUACUUGCUCUACCUCUGCUUUGACCGCGUCUCGCUCUUCAAACCCGUGACCAGUCGGCCUGCCAACUCCGAGAGGUACGUGGUAUGCCGAGGUUUAAAACCAGGCUCGGACGCGGUAAGGGAGUACAUGUUCCGAGUCAAUUUGAGGCUCAAGCAACUGCGGGACACGGAACAGGACGUAACAGAUGUGGUCCCUCUCAGCAUCAUCAAGGAGGACACUGACUUCUACCACUUUAUGGUCAACUCCAAUGAGAGUCUAUGCGCCGUCCAAAUCAAAGCCCUGGCCAAGAUCCACGCAUUUGUUUUAGACCCGUCGCUAUCGGAACCGAGACAAGCCGACAUCCGCAAGGAGUGUCUCAAGCUGUGGGGGGUGCCCGACAAGGCCAGGGUCACGCCGGCGUCCUCCGACCCAAGGUCCAAAUUCUACGAACUGGUCAAGGAUCCCAACGUGGAGUUGUUCAAAAGCAACGUCACAACUCUAAACUCCAGCAACAUUCAAAAGCUGCGACGCGUCUUGGACUACAGGUGCAUUGUGGGAGGCGGCGAGCAGAUUUUCCUUCUAACGCUUGGCAAAUCUCAAAUUUACACAUGGGACGGCAAGAUGCCUCCACGUUGGCAGAAGCUGGAGAACUUCAAGCUGGAGCUUCCCAGAGAUUCUCUACUCAGCGUGGAGAUUGUGCAAGAGCUGAAGGGCGAGGGCAAAGCGCAGCGGCGGAUCAACGCCGUCCACGUGAUGGACGCGCUCAUUCUCAACGGCACGGACGUGAGAGAUCAGCACUUCAACAAGCGGAUCGAGAUGGCUGAGAAGUUUGUGAAGGCUGUGGCCAAACCCAGUAGACCGGACAUGAACCCCAUCAGAGUGAAGGAGGUGUACAGGCUGGAGGAAAUAGAGAAGAUCUUUGUCCGACUUGAAAUGAAGGUGACGAAGGGUUCAGGAGGAGUCCCACGUCCGUCCUACACGGGCCGAGAUGACCGUCACUUCCUUCCCAGGGGCCUCUACAUCAUCAAAACCACCAACGAGCCGUGGAUGAUGGCGCACAGCAAGACCCACAACAAAAAGUAUUUCUAUAACAAGAACACCAAAGUGUCCUCCUUUGACACGCCGCCAGACGCCGCGUCACCGUUCCACGUGUGCCACGGCGAACGUCUCUUCUGGGCGUGGGAGGGCGGAGUCAUAGUGCACGACUCGCAGACGCGCGUGGACGACGAAAAGCUGUCCAAAGAUGAUGUGCUGGCGUUCAUCCGCCACAACCACCAGCUGCGACCUUUGCACGACUGCCGUUAG
Nerophis lumbriciformis (worm pipefish) is the source of this 2496-nucleotide messenger RNA. NCBI's taxonomy places the organism in Eukaryota, Metazoa, Chordata, Actinopteri, Syngnathiformes, Syngnathidae. The record is from RefSeq and is a predicted model, not a curated record.